CAAACGUCAGCUCGAUACAACGCAAAUCAAAUCACAACACAAACACGUGCGCGUUUAUUUGUACCAUUUCGCUGGCUGCAUGUAGCAAUUCAAAGAUAAAAACCGAACAAUAUGGUUUCAGCCGCAUCGGACGCAGCGUGCCAGCUGCACAAUGUGCAGUUCUACAAUUUAUUGCCACGUGCAAUUGUGUGCUCAUCGUUCGGUCAGGAAACAAAGAAGCUGGCACUUGCAAGGGAUGAUGGCACGAUCGAAAUUUGGAACAUGGCAAAUGCCCCAUUCCUGGAAAAGACCAUCCCCGGUGGCGAAGGAAUAUCGAUCGAGGGGCUCGCCUGGGCCGGUAAACGUCUGUUCUCCGUGAGUCUCGCCGGAACACUAAUCGAGUGGGACCUUGGCAAGGUACCGUACGCAAAACAGUCGAUCCUGGUGACGGGUAAUGCGGCCUGGUGUAUCGACGUGAGCAAAGACGAGCGCCUACUGGCCGUUGGUACCGAAGGUGGCUACAUCAAUGUGUACCGGUUGGACAACGAUGAGAUAACGUACGAGCGCAUUCUAGACAAGCAGCAAGGUCGGAUUGUUUGCUGCAGUUUCGACCACAGUGGAGAUUUUCUGGUGACCGGUUCGGCUGAUGCCGUGCGCAUUUGGGACGUACGGAACGGGCAUGCCGUGCAUAAGAUGGCGAUUGGUCGCGCAAGCAGCAAGCAGGAGACAACCGUGUGGGCGGUGUUGGUGCUGAAAGAUUUCAUCAUCGUGUCGGCCGAUUCGCGUGGCAAGCUGGUCGUGUACGACGGGCAGUUGGGUACCGUGCUAGAACAGCACGUUGUGUCGACGGCUGAUCUGCUUUGCCUGGCCCACCAGGAGGAUUACAAUCAGAUCUUCGUGGGUGGCGUCGAAUCCACUAUCCGUGUUUACGAACGUAUGGACAAAAAAGGCUACAAAGGGGAUAAAAUAUUGGUGCGAGCAUACCAACGGCGAGGCCACACACACGACAUCAAAACGAUGUCCAUCUACGGACGGAAUCUGUUUUCGGGUGGACUCGAUGGAUCGCUUCUUGUUACGUCUUCGCCUCCGUUCAAGUUAGAUACCUACUUCCCGUUGCUCCCGUCCCCGGCUUCCGUGGUGGCAACCGAGUGUCGGUUGAUGCUGUUGAAGUACGUCGACUAUUUGGAGGUUUGGACGCUGGCACCGCCCAACAAGCCUUCGCAGGGCGGAGACAAAGUGUUGCAGAUUCGUAGCAAAAAAGACGAACACAUCCUGUGUGCGGCGAUCUCUCCCAACGGACGGUGGAUCUUUUACUCGACGGAGCACACGGUUCGACUGUUCCGGUUCGAUUACAACAGCCAAGAACCAACCAACUCGCAGCUACUGCGCGUACGAAAUACACCGGAACAUUUAGCGGUUUGCUACCGAGUUGACUUUACGCACGACUCCAAGGGAUUGUUGCUGUAUGAUCGUACCGGUGACGCUGGUACGAUCCAAUACUUUAGCUGUACUGCGGAUGAAAAUGAGGAAUGGGACCACAAACAGUCGAUAGACGCUGGACGAUGGCUGUCGGAAACGGUGCAUCUGUCGACCGUUUCGAACUGUAACUCGUAUCUGGUCUGUGCGGAUUUAAGCAGCUCGAUCGUUGUGUUCGAACGGACGGCGAAAAGCGCCAAGUGGAAACGUUCGAUUUCGCUGCCCCGGUACCAGGUACCACCGACGGCCAUCGCCAUCCAGCCGGGUAAGACACGACUCGCCGUAGCGUUUCCCGACCACAAACUGUUCGUGUACGAUUUCGACGAGCUAAAGUUUGUGUUUUCGACCUACAUUAAACCUCCCGCCAGCGCCUAUCCGGUCAGUGCGAUUGUAUUCGAUCCACGGCACGAAUCGGCGAUGGUGCUGCAGAAUGGUUCGAAUAUUGUGUCGCUCCGAUUUGGUCCCGAUAUAGAGAACGAACUACAGCAACAGGAAGCGCACAAUCAUCAGUCCAAGAAACAGCGCCCAAUGUCAAACGGUUCAUCCCAUGCAGAUGGUGAGGAAAGUUUAAGGAUGUACAAACUGCGGCUAGUGCGUGACGCAUCCCGGCUGGUGUCGAUUGAGUGGCUCGGCAAGAAUGAACUAGUGGCAACCGAAGCGAAUGCACUGUCGAUGGUUGAACACUUACCGGCAGCGUUCCGGAUGAAAAAAUACGGAAAGACGUAAAUAUCAUUAUUGUAAUGUACUAAAAAUUAAAACCAUAUUCUAGCAAUUUCGAACGAAUCGGAAAAUAAAACAAAGCAUGGGAAGGUAUGCAUUUGUACCUGAUGCACAAC
Anopheles funestus (African malaria mosquito) is the source of this 2291-nucleotide messenger RNA. RefSeq names its product U3 small nucleolar RNA-associated protein 4 homolog (gene l(3)72Dn). The record is from RefSeq and is a predicted model, not a curated record. Gene Ontology annotation, cellular component: t-UTP complex; 90S preribosome; small-subunit processome. Lineage: Eukaryota; Metazoa; Arthropoda; Insecta; Diptera; Culicidae. Gene Ontology annotation, molecular function: protein binding; RNA binding. The transcript is spliced from 2 exons. The coding region runs from base 112 to 2181 and encodes 689 amino acids. Gene Ontology annotation, biological process: maturation of SSU-rRNA from tricistronic rRNA transcript (SSU-rRNA, 5.8S rRNA, LSU-rRNA).